CCGUUCGGUUGCAUUCCAAGCGCGGCGGCCACAUCCGUUAGUUCGCGUUAUAGGCGCUAGUAUAAUCGUCCCUGCCCGCGUUGAAUACUCAUGAACAGCCCCGCGUCACUUGGGUAUGCGCUUUCGAUAACGAAUCUGUCAACAAUGGAUAACGGGAUCGUUGGUUCGAUUCAUUGGUCGGGCCUCCUCCGCGGGACCGUUACGGAUAUAAUAUAACCCGGCGCACACGAUCAUCGUGGAGACACUUUCGAAUCUCUCGCCGCAAGUUCAGGUGCACACCGGCACACGUCCACGCGCGUAUAUGCACGGAGGACGCGCGCACACAUACCAGUGUUCGAGAUACCAGUUUUCGAAGCCGGGGCGACCUUAACGCGGGUUUGCUCGCGCGCGCGCGCGCACACACGCGAGGCAGGCACGUUUCACAACACACGUUCGCGCGCUCAAUCAACUAGAGAGAAUCGCGUUACCUUGCAGAACGCGGGCCCAGUACGCGCUUGACCACGCUGUCGAGAGGAGGCUGUUCGACGCACCAGUUCCACGGAGAAGAUCUCGAUAUGCCCAACUGUCCGAAGUGCGACAAACCGGUCUAUUUCGCCGAGAGGAAAACAUCGUUGGGCAAGGAUUGGCAUGGAUCGUGUUUACGUUGCGAGAAAUGUAACAAAACGUUGACACCGGGCAGCCAUUCGGAACACGAAGGAAAACCUUAUUGCAAUCAUCCGUGUUACGCCGCUCUGUUCGGGCCGGGAGGUUUCGGCAGAGGCGGUGCGGAGAGUUACGUUUACAAGAAGUGAAAAAUCUAAGGAAUUUUACGGCAAUAUAAUACUUAUUUCUAAUCAAAUCGCGUUACCUGUACCGUAGCAAUUAAAUUUAAUUAAUAACAUUAGAUAACUAGAUUGUCUGAGCGUGAAGUACAACAUAUUUUUGUUAGAAUUAAAUGUGUUAAUGGUUGCAAAUAUGAAUAUGAAAUACUUAAGAUAAUUUUUUAUAAAAUCACGCAUAAUGUAUCUCUAUAUUAGAUAUAAAU
Apis mellifera (honey bee) is the source of this 1024-nucleotide messenger RNA. Its product is annotated as cysteine-rich protein 1. The record is from RefSeq and is a predicted model, not a curated record. Lineage: Eukaryota; Metazoa; Arthropoda; Insecta; Hymenoptera; Apidae. The transcript has 3 exons. Bases 555 to 791 code for a protein of 78 amino acids.